UCAACAACCCUAUGGUUAUAGUAUUAGUUUUGUAUUUCUUGUUAGGAUAUAAUAUUAGUUCUAACUACUUCAAGAAAACUAUAUUCGAUUCCAUUCAUACACUAUAAUAUACAUAAAAUUAAGAAUUUCUUCUUCACCAUCUAUAAAUCCCCCCUAGACCUCUCACCAUCCACCCAUCAUACUUAAAGUCUACAAGAGAGGGAGCAAUAUUAUAAACAGACAGAAAAAAAAAUGGAGAGUGCCAAUGCAUCAAUAAUGCCAAUGGAAAAUAAUAUUAACGAUAUUGGGCUUAUUAAUUUCUUGGACCAGGAUAAUUUUGAACAAUUUAUUGAGCUUAUUAGGGGUGAAACUGCUGACCCUAUAGUAAAGUUUUGCCCAAACUAUGAUUUUGAAUAUAUCACAGGUUGUUUUUCCGCGGCCAAUGCGCAAUUUGAGCCAACAUCGAUGGAUUUCUAUGAUUGGAAUGCUACAAGCUUGCCUGAUCCUAUUUCGCUAUAUACUUCGCUUCCUGGUGAAAUGAAGCUCGAUGAAGAUGAGGAAGAUUGUGAUGAAUCUUCUGGCACAACGGCUCCCCCCUCAACCGCGAGAGUGACUUCGGGAACGCCAACAACAAAAAGCACGAGGACUGACCGGUCGAGAACUUUGAUUUCCGAACGGAAAAGGAGAGGAAGAAUGAAGGAGAAGCUUUACGCUUUGCGAUCCUUAGUUCCUAAUAUCACAAAGAUGGAUAAAGCCUCCAUCAUAGGAGAUGCAAUACUAUACGUACAAGGACUGCAAACGAAAGCCAAGAAACUAAAAGUAGAAAUAGCAGAGUUUGAGUCAUCAAUCAACGGAAUGAACAAUAAUCAAAGUGGACUAUUUCAAAAUGCCAAGAAAAUGAAUUUCACGAGCUAUUAUCCAACAAUCAAGAGGAUAACAAAGAUGGACGUUACUCAAGUAGAAGAAAAAGGAUUUUACGUGAGAUUAGUUUGCAACAAAGGGCGAAAAAUUGCAGCUUCUCUUUUCAAAGCUCUUGAGUCUCUCACUGGAUUCAAUGUUCAAAGUUCCAACUUGGCUACUUCUACCAAUGAUUAUAUUUUGACGUUCACUCUUAAUGUGAGAGAAUGUGAGGUGGACAUAAACUUUGGCAAUUUAAAGCUGUGGAUAGCUAGUGCUUUUCUUAAUCAAGCAUUUGACUUAGAGACAUCUCCAUUGGUCUAAUAUGUCACGUUAUUGUAACUUUUCAAAAUAUUGAACCCAUCAAAGAAUGAGAAAUGUCAUAAAGCGAUAGUCGUUUGUAACUUUUAAUUAAUUAAAAUUACGUGUCCUAGGCUAGCAAUGGCGCGUUGUCGUUCGCAUACAUGCAUGUGACAAACCUAAUCAUUUCCUAGAUUUAAUUAUCUGUAUUUCUACUA
Molecule: messenger RNA, 1394 nt
Organism: Solanum dulcamara
Lineage: Eukaryota; Viridiplantae; Streptophyta; Magnoliopsida; Solanales; Solanaceae
Product: transcription factor FER-LIKE IRON DEFICIENCY-INDUCED TRANSCRIPTION FACTOR
Exons: 4
Coding region: 232-1200 (322 amino acids)
Biological process (GO): regulation of DNA-templated transcription
Cellular component (GO): nucleus
Molecular function (GO): sequence-specific DNA binding; DNA-binding transcription factor activity; protein dimerization activity
Source: RefSeq, a predicted model, not a curated record